Messenger RNA from Manacus vitellinus (golden-collared manakin), 532 nucleotides. RefSeq names its product low-density lipoprotein receptor-related protein 1-like. Lineage: Eukaryota; Metazoa; Chordata; Aves; Passeriformes; Pipridae. The annotation marks the transcript as partial. The transcript is spliced from 4 exons. The record is from RefSeq and is a predicted model, not a curated record.
AAGCUGUGGUGGGCUGACCAGGCCUCCGAGAGGAUGGGCACCUGCAACAAGAAGGACGGGACGGAGGUGACGGUGCUGCGCAACAGCACCACGCUGGUGAUGCACAUGAAGGUGUACGACGAGAGCAUCCAGCAGGCCGGGACCAACCCCUGCAGCCAAAACAACGGGGACUGCUCUCAGCUCUGCCUGCCCACCUCCGAGAGCUCCCGCUCCUGCAUGUGCACGGCGGGCUACAGCCUCAAGAGCGGGCAGCAGUCCUGCGAGGGUGUUGGCUCCUUCCUCCUGUACUCGGUCCACGAGGGGAUCCGGGGCAUUCCCCUGGACCCCAACGACAAGUCCGAUGCUCUCGUGCCGGUGUCGGGAACCUCCCUGGCUGUGGGGAUCGACUUCCACGCAGAGAACGACACGAUUUACUGGGUGGACAUGGGCCUGAGCACCAUCAGCCGGGCCAAGCGGGACCAGACGUGGCGCGAGGACGUGGUGACCAACGGCAUCGGCCGCGUGGAGGGCAUCGCCGUGGACUGGAUCGCCG